Molecule: messenger RNA, 1331 nt
Organism: Limanda limanda (common dab)
Lineage: Eukaryota; Metazoa; Chordata; Actinopteri; Pleuronectiformes; Pleuronectidae
Gene: aadac
Product: arylacetamide deacetylase
Exons: 5
Coding region: 1-1233 (410 amino acids)
Cellular component (GO): membrane
Molecular function (GO): carboxylic ester hydrolase activity
Source: RefSeq, a predicted model, not a curated record
AUGAGGUUGGGAAGCAUAAUUGUAUUCGUCGCCCUCUGCUCGUUCACAGCUUAUUAUAUUUAUGAGCCCAUUCCCGAGGAGAUAGAGGAGAAAUGGAAACUCAUGCUGACCAACUGCUUCUUCAGAAGUCUCAGCCACCUGGCGGACCUCAGUGAAUUACUGGGGCUGAAGGACUACAUGGGGGUAAUGUACAUCAUUACUCUGGCCGAAGGGGUGGCGCCCGUGUCCGACGAGCACGUCAAGGUGACGGAUGAAAACUUUGACGGAGUGGAGGUGGUGCUCUACCAGCCGAAGCAACAGGGCGAUGGCGGAGAACUCAGGAGAGCAAUCAUAUACCUGCACGGGGGAGGAUGGUGUCUCGGCAGCACCCGAAUGAGUCCAUACGAUCUCCUGGCCAGAAAAUUAGUCACUGAGCUCGAUGCAGUUGUUCUUUCUGUGGAGUACCGCCUGGCCCCCGCUCACCACUUCCCUGUCCCGUAUGAGGACGUUUACCGUGUGGUCAAACACUUCCUCCAGAAGGGGGUGCUGGCCCAGUACUCUGUGGACCCAGGACGCACGGCUGUGUCUGGGGACAGUGCUGGAGGGAACCUGGCUGCUGCCGUCUCUCAACAGUUACUGAAAGAGCCUGGACAGGAGAUCCAGCUGAAGGCCCAGGCGCUCAUCUACCCAGUGCUGCAGGCGCUGGACCUCAACACUCCUUCAUAUCAGCAGAACAAGGACAUGCCCUUUCUACCCCGGACCCUCAUGGUGCGGUUCUGGAGCGAGUACUUCACCAGCGACAAGGCUCUUUUCAGAGCCAUGAUGGCGAACACCCACAACAACCCAGAGUCUUCCAGCCUGCUGAAGUUUGUCGACUGGAGCGCCUUCCUUCCUGAAACGUACCACAGAGAAUACAACUACAGUGCGCCCGCUGUGGUGCAGGGAGUCGGAGGGGAGGCAGUGGACAGACUGUCUCGAUCAUUGGCCGACCCGAGGGCGUCGCCGCUGCUGGUUCCAGACACGGCCUUACGCUCCCUGCCCAAGGCCCUCAUCAUCACCUGUGAGUAUGACGUGCUCCGAGAUGACGGCAUCAUGUAUGCCACGCGGCUCCGGGCUGCUGGUGUCGAGGUGUCCCAUGAACACUAUGACAAGGGAUUUCACGGAGCGCUGAUGUUCACCGUGUGGCCGACCGACUUCCUGAUUGGACGCCGCAUGACAUACAACUAUAUCAAGUGGCUCAAGGAAAACUUGUAAAAACUCCUGACUUAUCGCCACAAUGCACCAAUGUUUGUUUAGGUGCAAUUUGUUUUCCUUCUGGUGUUUAACUUUUUAUUGUUUAAUUCUUAUUUGUU